CCCAAGACCAAGAAGAUAGGAAAACAAUUAUAGUUGAUGCUCCACAUCCUCUUCUUCCAUAAUGAAAGUCAAGCAACGAUCUGUCUGCCAAACAUGUAGAACACGAAAACUAGGGUGCGAUGGCAAGCGUCCUGAGUGCAGCCAGUGUGUCCUUACGGGACGAAAAUGCGAUGGGUACCAGUCUAAUUGGACUUUUGUAUUGCAGAAUGACCAUUCUUCGAGGUCGCCUUCCGUGCCAAAUCAGCGGGAUAUCCAGAUGGCCAUGCCUCAAGGGAAACCCGAGAGCCUGGCUAUUUCUGGUCUUUCUGGGAGCCAAAAACAAGUCACAGGUGCCGGUAUUGAAGCCAGCUUUCAACCGGGGUCAGUUUUGAAUCCCACGCGACCACCGUGGGAUGAUCUCCCGGGACUGGUCGUGGAGUGUUACAUUCCGGAAGACGAAAUAACCUCUAUAACAGACUUCGCUGAAAGCAAGCGAUCUCGGAUAUGUGGCUCCUGGCUGGCAGCCAUUCCAAAAAUUCUAGGGAAAUCUGAUCGUGAUUGCGUUCUGCGCGCGACCUUAAGAGCUUUGGCAACUUCGAUUCUACCCCAGAAUCCUCAAAUGGGCGGGUCGUCCCUCGACAGAGUUGAGAGCUACGAUGCGGCAAUUCAAGCGGUUAGGAAAGGACUUACUGUAUCUGGCUAUGCCUUUCAUUCUGUGUUUAUGGCGGCUGUAAUGUGUAUUGCAUUGGCCGAGAUCAUGUUCCCGAACUCUGCGAUAGCUUUUACAGCCCAUGUCAAUGGUAUAGGAAACUUAUUACAGACCCAACGUGUGGAACAGUAUCGUUCCGGGGUGUUCCAUACGCUGUUCGUCGGUUUUCGCCCUAUACUGAUAAUUCAGGCCUUCCGUUGUCGCCGACCUACAUUUCUGGCUUCUGUGCCUUGGAUUUACGUACCAUUCUCCACAUAUAGAGCAUCUCCCAUACAGAGCCUCCUUAGCGAAGCAGCCGCUAUUCCGUCUCUCCUACAACAGAUCGACAUGCUGCUUAGCGAUCCAUGUCAGGGCAGCUCUCAUGAUGUAAUAAAUUUGGUCGAAUACUUUAUGGCUGCUCUAGAUAACCUUGAAAAUUGGGAGAUACGCCUUCGGACAGAGAACACGGAGCCUCAUUACUGGCCCGUUUUUCCAGACACGCACAUUACAGGAGCAUCUCCCCAUGAUGGAUACACCUGGUAUCCUAAUAUCACCAUGGCCAAUGUCUACACCCAUCUUUGGGCCUUCCGCAUCAUCUGCCUAUCUGAAAUCAGCAAACUGGCAUCUCUCCCAUCAUUUAUUCCUGAAAUCCAAUCGUCAUCAUGGCAAUUUGAUUUUAAUUACACCCAAGAAAAUAUGAUUGUGCUUUCUAAACAAAUUUGCAUGAGCAUGGAGUAUCUUAUCCAAGACAGAAUGAGACUUUUUGGGCCUGCAUCAACGUUUUUCCCCCUCCAGGCAGCAUAUCGAGUAUUCCAAAUGGAUGAUCCUCGGCACCGGGAUAGCAUAGCUUGCAUCGAGGAUAUUGUUGAUCGAUUGGUCAAGAAAGGCUUACAAUCGGCUCCGCAUAUCGUAUUUGGUGAGCGUAAUUCUUUACCAACUACAUGAACAGCUAUAUCAGUUAAACACCAGAAUAAAGCAUUUUAUGUGUAUACAUGUCGUUUCUUUAAUUCAG
Messenger RNA from Aspergillus ruber CBS 135680, 1679 nucleotides. RefSeq lists its product as uncharacterized. Lineage: Eukaryota; Fungi; Ascomycota; Eurotiomycetes; Eurotiales; Aspergillaceae. Gene Ontology annotation, biological process: regulation of DNA-templated transcription. The transcript has 4 exons. Bases 62 to 1612 code for a protein of 516 amino acids. The record is from RefSeq and is a predicted model, not a curated record. Gene Ontology annotation, molecular function: DNA-binding transcription factor activity, RNA polymerase II-specific; zinc ion binding.